Arabidopsis thaliana (thale cress) is the source of this 1119-nucleotide messenger RNA. Its product is annotated as ubiquinol-cytochrome C reductase UQCRX/QCR9-like family protein. Gene Ontology annotation, cellular component: respiratory chain complex III; mitochondrial inner membrane. Gene Ontology annotation, biological process: mitochondrial electron transport, ubiquinol to cytochrome c. Lineage: Eukaryota; Viridiplantae; Streptophyta; Magnoliopsida; Brassicales; Brassicaceae. The coding region runs from base 144 to 383 and encodes 79 amino acids. The record is from RefSeq and is marked reviewed. The transcript is spliced from 3 exons.
GAACUAGUCAAAAGAGAAUCAUUUCUGAUUAGUUGCGAAAAAUCUCAUCGUCUCUCUUCUUCGCUCUCGCCAUUGUCGUAGAUCGCUUUCUCUAACCCUAAAAUACGUAGAGAGAUCAGAUACCUGAAAACAACCAAUCAAUCAUGGAGUACGCUGCUCGGAGAAAUCAGAAAGGCGCUUUCGAAGGCUUUUACAAACUUAUCAUGCGCCGUAAUUCCGUCUACGUCACUUUCAUCAUCGCCGGCGCAUUUUUCGGUGAACGGGCUGUGGAUUACGGUGUUCAUAAGCUCUGGGAACGCAACAAUGUUGGGGUAUGUUUAUUUUCUUGUAUUCUGAAUCAUGUUUUAUGCAAUCUGAUGCCUAAAUAUGUUGACGAUGAAUGAUUUUUUUGUUACUCUUUUGAUUCGAAGUUCUGCAUUUUGUUUCGGAAAUGUUUAGUAUUGGUGAUGUUAAUGUUUGUCUGUCAUUUGAACUAGAGAGUCUAGAUGGUAAUAACUGUUUCUUCAUUCUCUUUAUUGCCCAUCUUGAGAUAUGGAAUGAUCACAUUUUUCUACACACACUUCUUUGGUUUCAUGUCAUCGUCGUAAUCAUCUUCUGUAAUCUCUGCUUGUUGUUAGUGUUAUUAGCUAAUAGGUGAAUGCUUUUCGAAAAUCUAUUGAUGCCUGAUUCACCUUUUCUAGCUUCUAUUGGAAUGUGUAUAGUUCCCCCUCUACCUUCGACAUCCUGAUUUUUCUGCCUUGUAAACGAUAUGAAGACAUCUCUGUGUUGGGUCAAAGGCCAGUAGAGGAAUGAGCUUUCUUCUUUUUGAAUUCUCUUCAGACCAAAAGCAAGAAUUGGAAAUUUCCAUGUUGUUUUGCAUUCCAACGUCUCUCUUUCUUUGUUGAAUAAAUAUAAAAUCAUUGGGAUGAUUCAUAUUUCACCUAAAGCUAUCUGGUUCUGAUUACUUGAAUUUUUGCAUUGUGGAAUAUGAUAACAUUAUCAUAAAUCGUCAUUUGGCAUUACAAGUAUUUGUCCCUUAUUAAAAGCAAGUCCAUUAAAACGCCCAUUUGUGAAUCGUCCUUUUCUUCACUUUUGGGUUCUUGAAGCGUCGCUUUAAUAUGCAGUGCCCAUAUUCUGAGG